AUGGAUCCCACUAAGCGCUCCUCCGGUUCAGCACCUCUUGCCCCAAAGCACCCACGACUCCCAAGACGACCUGAAGAACAUGAAGAUUUACUGACUGACGAGUCUGAGAUACCUUGCCGACCAUUGACUCCACUGCCAGCCCGCACUCGGAGUAGUCAAUCGACCACCGCCGCCCAAAUAGCUCGUAAAGGCAUUCUCCGUUCUUCCGAAACUCCCACUGGAAGAAGCAGUCCUAGAAGGGUAGAAUUUCAUCUCCCCGGCGACCAUACUGACCUUGUUGAAGCGCAGGAGCAGGCUCAAGUAAUAGAGGCGUCAGAGGUGGAGGAAAUAGUUGAUACCAGCCACUCAGAGUAUGAUGAUUCUCCAGAGAAAGAGUCCGAGAGUUCUGAGGAGAAUGAGGAUGAACCGGAGGAUGAACCUCAAGCCUCCACUCAGAGGUCUCAGACUGUCGGAAAGAGACCUCGCACAGCUCCGCCGACUACUGCCAAAGCACUGGGCAAUGCUCGGAGGAAAGCAACUGGCGCAGUAGCGGAGAGGGGAGCUCGACUGGGCACAAAUGUAAUCCGGAAACAAGGUCAGGGUAGAGCAGCACCCAUUUCGGAACCCAGUGAGAAUGCAUCUCAGAGAGCACUCCCGGCAUCCCAGAGAGCACUGCCGGCAUCCCAGAGAGCACCCACUUCGGCACCAAGCCAAAAUGCAUCUCAGAGACCACUCCCGGCAUCCCAGAGAGCACCGCCAAUACCUACACAGUCUAGGCCUUCUGAACCUCGGCCAUAUCGUUCUUCACCUCCUAUUGACGGAAUUGGCGAGAGCUCUGUGAGCAGUCCUCGGAUUCCUUCAAGCCCUCAAAUUCCUUCAGCCCAACCUCACAGCCAAAUUCGAUCGCAAGGAGUCUACGAAAUCGACUAUCUUCCCUCAUCCAGGGAGAACGAGAAUGCUCUGAUGGCGGAACGCGAGGUUCAUAUUCCAGAGAGCACUCACGACGUCUUUGAGAACACUGGCGACAUUCUUUCGAGCCAAUUGACUCAGAGGUCUUUGUUACCCAACUCGAGGAGUGCAAAUGUACUCUCAAUGCAAGCACAGAGGAUUGAGAAAGAGUGCAGCAUAUUAAUCGGGGAGCAUACGCUUGUACAUGAGCCGUUUCCACCUGCAGCAAGACUUUCGAUACUGGUAGUGAGCAUGUGGGCAACUGCAAGCCGCCGAGUGGGGUGUAGAGUAGACUUUGAUGAGGUCGUAAUUAAACAGGUCAGAAGUCUGCACUCCCGUGUCCAUUCCCACUUGAUGCACGAGGUGAAAGGGAGCCUGGUGGACUCUACGAUAUACGGGCUUGGAAAUCUUGUGGGGCCUGAGGCAAGGGCGGCUCAAGUCGAAUAUCUUUUGAAGAAUGAUCGUUUCUUGAGCCCCCAGCAGCAUUACGAGACCUACCGACUGCGCUUCCUUGCCCCGGAAAUUGUCGAUAUAUUGUAUUUUAAAUACUUUGAUGGCGUCAGGAUGCGAGGGGUUAGGGACCCCGAAUUCCUAGAGCGGAUAACCCCUACACCUAUUUGCUUGAUAUCGACGGCGAUCUGGCACGGCAUUCGGGUGUGGUCGACAGGGACUUAUGUUAAGCCUGAUCAUUUUCAGUCGCAGAAUGAGAGCGUUGUUAAACUCUGCGGACUCCCAAGUGCUUUGAGAGCAGUGACGGAUGCUUUCAGAGCUAUACUGAAUUGCCGAGCUGACAUCACCACUCGAGAGGCAACUUUGGAGGUAAUCAAGGAUAACCUUCGAGAAAAGAUACGAGAAAAGAAGGGUGUAACGAUUGAGGUGAUACCGGAGGAUGGGUUUAGAGCGGACGAUGAAGCUUUGGCUGCGGAUCUUGCCGACGAGGUGAUUCAUGCCCAACUUCGCGGCAUUGAUAGUGAAGAGGAGGGAGAGGAGGAAGAAGAGGAGCAAGAACUACCAGUAGCGGGGGAUUGCGAAGGGGGCGGGGAGGAAGAUGUCUAG
Messenger RNA from Morchella sextelata, 1983 nucleotides. RefSeq lists its product as uncharacterized. The record is from RefSeq and is a predicted model, not a curated record. Bases 1 to 1983 code for a protein of 660 amino acids. NCBI's taxonomy places the organism in Eukaryota, Fungi, Ascomycota, Pezizomycetes, Pezizales, Morchellaceae. The transcript is spliced from 9 exons.